Molecule: messenger RNA, 3363 nt
Organism: Kazachstania africana CBS 2517
Lineage: Eukaryota; Fungi; Ascomycota; Saccharomycetes; Saccharomycetales; Saccharomycetaceae
Gene: VAM6
Product: Vam6p
Exons: 1
Coding region: 1-3363 (1120 amino acids)
Biological process (GO): autophagy; vesicle-mediated transport; endosomal vesicle fusion
Cellular component (GO): cytoplasm; fungal-type vacuole membrane
Source: RefSeq, a predicted model, not a curated record
AUGUUAAGAGCAAGAUUACUAGAUACAAUCAAUUCCCCAGGAAUAGCAUCCAUUUUGCCUAUUGAUCAGUCUCGAAGAUUAGUGUUAGUCAAAACAAAUGGUAACAUUGAGGUGUAUUCUAAAGAAGAUAAGAGAUUAAAACUUUUUCAAACAUAUCCAAAAUUAUUACAGGAUAUCAACACCAAUAACAGCGCAGUACGAGAUUUGUUUUACUCUGAAGAAUUGUCAACGGUGUUUGUGCAAUAUGAUAAUGUUAUUGCGCUUCUGAAUGGUACAAAUUUUCAUCUUUACGACAGAAUAACAGACAAGAGAACUAUAUUAAAAUGUUGGCUCUUAGAGUCCCAGCAUGAUAAAACAACUUAUCUAAUUUAUCAGACUAAAGAAUAUUCUAAGAUAAGAGUACUUAUUUGGCACAAUAGAACUUAUAAAACCGUGUUAGAAACUCAUCUUCAUAGUAAUAACGAAAUCAUGAAAUCCGUUGAUUUCGAUAAAAUGGGAUUAUUAAUAACCACAAAUAUUGGAAUCUAUUUCUGGCAACUUGGUCCUCAACCAAAAUUCGCUAAACUCGAUAAAAACUUCGUGAAGUUGAAAUAUCCUAAUGAUUUGGUAUCAUUGUUAAAUGAACUACAGGGCCAAACGCUCAAGAUCCGCCCAAGCAAACAAAAGAAGGCAAAGCCGGAGCUUUACAAUAAGGGCAAAAUUAGUAAUGAUAAUCAUUCCACAAUUUCGAAAUCUAGUAAAAUAUCUGCCAAAUCAAGCUUUUCUAAUCUCUGGAGAAGAAAAGAUGAAGUGACUACCCGGAAGAAACAAGUUAAUAAUAUAGCUGGGAUAAGAUAUGCGUUCCAUACUGAUUACGGUAAAUCACCGGUAGUGUUAGACCAAAUAACACAAAAUUUAUUUCAAUUAGAGAUUCUGCAUGGAGAUGGUUCUGAUUCGCCAUCCACGCCCUCUUAUAAAAUGAUAGUACAUGAUCAUUCUGAAUUUUUUAAACACUACUCAAUGUUUUCAGAUGUACAAUAUAUCGAAACUAAUAUUUUAAUGUUGAACAACUACGAAGAUAUCAAGUUUGUGGAUUGUAACAGCGGGUUUACCUUCCUUGAUCAGAAUAUAUCCGAAGGUAUCAAAUCGGUUAAACUUGCAAAUGACACUGUUUUUUUGGUAUGGACUGAUGACGACCAGAUUCAAUUAUAUGAGUACCAGGUUGAUGAUGAUGUUAGAAGUGCUAUACAAGGGGUAAAUGAUUCGCAGAAUGACAGCAAUUCAGAAGUCUUUUCUCUCUGUAGUCAAUUAAAUACAGAAUUUGAAGAUCUCUGGAGAAAAGUCCUAUUUUAUAAAUUCUUUUUGAACUCCUCAAAUAGCAUUAUCUUGUGCAAUUCUAGUAAUCCGCAAGAAUCAUUGAAUAUAGCGGCCAUGAAAUUGAGGGAUCUAACAGUUAUGUGGUGCCUGGAAAUUUUCGAACAAAUGAAAAGCUUACUAGAUGAUCUGACACGAUACAGUAUAGAAAUAACAAACAUACAGAAUCUCAUUAUUAGAGAUAUUUUUACUUCAUUUAUUGAAUUUUGGGCCCCACCUGAGCUAAUAAUAUUGAAAACAUUCCCAUUUCGACUAUCACGUCUAGUUAGCGAUAUAACGGGGGAAGAUCAUCAAUGCUUAUUUCAAGAUAAUGAGGUUCAGAAUGACAAUAAAACUAAAAGUACAACAUAUGAGAUCCCAGCAAAAGUUUUUACAGAAUGGUGUAUACCUUAUCUGGUAGAAAUGCGAAGGCACAUGAAAAAUUUGAUGAUUAAUAAAGAAAAAGGUAUCACUUGGAAAUAUCAAGAUAGAAGCAUUCAGGAACAUUUUGACUUUUUCUUACUAAAUGAUCAUAAAUCACCAACAAUUGAAACCAUGCUCGAAUUACUAGAUACAGUGUUAUUUGAAGCAUACCUACAGUAUUUACCAACAAUGUUGGGUCCUUUCGUAAGAGUCUCUAAUAUGUGCAAUGAGAAGAUUGUUGCAAGGGAUUUACGAGAACAUCACCUCUUUGAGGAGCUGAUUGAUUUCUACUUCCAAAGAGGCAGACAUACGGAAGCACUUGAAUUUCUAACUUCAGAAUUUUUCAACGAGGCAGAAACAGGAGCUACAAGAGAUGAAAUAAAAGGAAAAAUCAAGAUAUUAGUGAUUGCCUACUUGACAAAAGUACCAAGUGACUUUUUGGAUAUAAUUUUCAAAUACACAAGCUGGCUAUUAGAGAAUUUCAAAGCUACUACUGACGAACACGAAGACAUACUCGCCUCUAUACUAUUUAGGGAUUCUCCACUAAAGCAAAAAACCUAUUACCUGAAGAUUUAUGACUUCAUCAAUAUUUAUAAUCAGGCGCUUUCGAUGAAGUAUUUAGAAUUCAUCUUUAGCACUGGAAUAUCAGAUUCCGCCCAUUUGCAUACAAUUCUUAUAAGAAGAUAUUUGCAAGAGAUAAAUAAUACAAGAAUUAGAGCGAAGCUCAAAUCAAUGCUCGAAACGACUAUAUUUUAUGAUCCUCAAAACGUACUAGUUUUGCUGGAAGAAAUGCUUGAUAAGACAGAUUUGAGUGAUGACCAAAGAAGUUUCCUAAAUUUACUCAGAACAUAUCCACUCAAUAGAUUGGGAGAGCAUGAGAAGGCAUUGAAUAUACUAUACGUCGAAUUGUCUAGUUAUAGCAAUGCAUCCUCUUAUUGCGAAAAGCUCUAUCAUAUUGAGGAAAAAGAAGGCAUUCGUGUAUUGAUGUAUUGGUAUCAAAAGUUAAUUGAAGAAUAUGGGCAAAAUUCUGACGGGGAAGCGGAAAAUCAAACUAAAUCAGCCACUGAGUUGAUAAAGCGAUUUUUGAAAGAUCACUCUAGAAAGCUUGAUGCCACUGCAGUUUUGAAGAUACUUCCGAAAACGAUCUCGAUGGAUGAUCUAGGCGAUAUCCUCAUAGAAAUUGUUAAGUUUAAUUCUAUUAAAAAAAAUGACUUACGCAUAGUAAAAAACGUUUUACAAGUUGAAUUGGUGAAUAAGUCUAAAGAACUGAACGAUUUUUUGUCUACCAACGUGAAUUUGACAGAGAUGUAUACAUGUCCUGUCUGCAAUAAGACAUUUUCGUCAUUUACUGUUGAUAGUAUAUUUUGGUUUGAUAUGCCUAACGAUAAAAAAUGUGUGGUACAUUACAACUGCGGAAGAGUGUUACAAUCAAGAUUAGAAGCUAAUAUUCAACGUAAAAAAAGUAUCCAAGAGAAGUUUCCGAACUUUCUUCAAAUUGUUAGGAAAUGUUGUAGCCGGCUCAAAGGUGUACAUAGUAUCAAAUAUUCGUCGAAAGCCUCGGUUUUACCUCAAGACCAUCUUAAUUUUCUUCCAACAAAGCGUAUAUAA